AUGGGUCGACUAUCACAGAGAGAGAAGGAUGAGCGGGAGGAGAGGAUGAUUUUGGCAAUUCAUCACUUCAGAAAGAGUACAGAACCAUCGAUAAGGGCAACAGCGGAGAAGUACUCAAUUGCCUACUCAACUCUACGGGAUAGACUUGGAGGGGCCCAAAGUAGAAAGGAAAUUCACCGCCAUCAACAGCUUUUAACUGAGCAAGGGGAGAAAUCAAUGGUCCGAUGGAUAUUGAAGAUGGAUGAGUGGUGCUUCCCACCUCGCAUGGCAAUAGUAAAGGAGAUGGCGGCUGUCUUGGUCAAAAACCGCACUAGUAAUCGGAAUCUAGGAAAGCAUACGGUGUUGCAGUACAUAUUAGAUUCUUAG
Messenger RNA from Morchella sextelata, 366 nucleotides. RefSeq lists its product as uncharacterized. The transcript has a single exon. Bases 1 to 366 code for a protein of 121 amino acids. The record is from RefSeq and is a predicted model, not a curated record. Lineage: Eukaryota; Fungi; Ascomycota; Pezizomycetes; Pezizales; Morchellaceae.